Protopterus annectens (West African lungfish) is the source of this 3711-nucleotide messenger RNA. It is a transcript of the gene SYNGAP1, whose product is annotated as synaptic Ras GTPase activating protein 1. The coding region runs from base 116 to 3235 and encodes 1039 amino acids. NCBI's taxonomy places the organism in Eukaryota, Metazoa, Chordata, Ceratodontiformes, Protopteridae. The record is from RefSeq and is a predicted model, not a curated record. Gene Ontology annotation, biological process: negative regulation of Ras protein signal transduction; regulation of GTPase activity. The transcript has 14 exons.
ACACCGCUGGUACAUUGCAGAGAGGCCGGGGGCACCUGGACUGAGACCUCCAAGAGAGACAGACUACAACUUGGCACGUUCCAGGAGGAAGAGUGUCCCUGGCAUUAGGUAUAACAUGGAGCCAGCUGCGUCGGCACCCUUCCGACCGACGCAGCAGGGCUUCCUGAGUAGAAGGUUAAAAAGCUCAAUUAAACGGACGAAAAGUCAACCGAAACUAGAUCGAACAAGCAGCUUUCGUCAGAUCCUGCCCAGAUUCCGGAGUGCAGAUCAUGACAGAACCCGUCUCAUGCAGAGUUUUAAGGAGUCUCACUCCCAUGAGUCUUUGCUCAGUCCCAGUAGUGCAGCGGAAGCCCUAGAUCUGAACCUGGAUGAAGAUUCUGUCAUAAAACCGGUACAUAGCAGUAUUUUGGGUCAGGAGUUCUGCUUUGAGGUAACAACAGCAUCUGGUACCAAAUGCUUUGCUUGCCGAUCUGCAGCAGAAAGGGACAAAUGGAUCGAAAACCUUCAACGAGCUGUCAAGCCCAACAAGGACAACAGUCGGAGAGUCGACAAUGUUUUAAAGCUCUGGAUCAUCGAGGCGAAGGAUCUCCCUCCUAAGAAGCGUUAUUACUGUGAGCUGUGCCUAGAUGACAUGCUGUAUGCCCGCACAACCAGUAAGGUCAAAACGGACAACGUCUUCUGGGGGGAGCAUUUUGAGUUCAAUAAUCUACCUGCAGUGCGCAACAUUAGGGUUCAUCUGUAUAGGGACACUGACAAAAAGAAGAAGAAGGAAAAAACUAACUAUAUUGGGAUGGUGAACAUUCCUAUCACUAGUGUCACAGGACGUCAGUUUGUAGAGCAGUGGUAUCCUGUCAGUCAGCCCACAUCUAGCAAAAGCAAAUCAGGCUGUCCCACCAUCCGCAUAAAAUCACGAUACCAAACUAUGAACAUCCUUCCUAUGGAGCUGUAUAAGGAGUUUGCUGAAUAUGUUACCAACAACUAUCGCAUGUUGUGUGCUGUGCUGGAACCAGUGUUGAGUGUAAAGAACAAGGAAGAGGUAGCCUGUGCUCUAGUACACAUUCUACAGAGUACAGGCAAGGCAAAGGAUUUCCUUUCGGAUAUGGCUAUGUCAGAAGUAGAUCGAUUCAUGGACCGUGAGCAUCUCAUAUUUCGUGAGAACACACUUGCCACAAAAGCAAUCGAAGAAUACAUGAAAUUAAUUGGACAGAAAUACCUCAAAGAUGCCAUUGGUGAAUUUAUCCGUGCCCUCUAUGAAUCAGAGGAGAACUGUGAAGUGGAUCCCAUGAAGUGCUCCUCAUCAACCCUGGCUGAUCACCAGGCUAAUCUCAGGAUGUGCUGUGAACUAGCGCUUUGCAAGAUUGUCAAUUCUCAUUGUGUGUUUCCUAGGGAACUCAAAGAAGUCUUUGCUUCAUGGCGGAUACGUUGUGCUGAACGAGGACGAGAGGAUAUUGCAGAUCGUCUAAUCAGUGCCUCCCUCUUCCUGCGAUUCCUCUGUCCAGCCAUCAUGUCACCAAGCCUCUUUAACUUGAUGCAGGAAUAUCCAGAUGAACAGACCUCACGCACCUUGACCCUAAUAGCAAAGGUUAUCCAGAAUCUUGCCAACUUUUCCAAGUUUGGCAGUAAGGAGGAGUACAUGUGUUUUAUGAAUGAGUUUCUCGAGUUGGAAUGGGGAAGUAUGCAACAGUUCUUGUAUGAAAUUUCUAAUGUGGAUACCAUGACAAAUGCUGGCAGUUUUGAGGGUUACAUCGACUUGGGCAGAGAACUUUCAACAAUGCAUUCGCUGCUUUGGGAGGUCCUGCCACAGCUGAGCAAGGAAGCAUUAAUAAAACUGGGACCUUUACCCCGCCUCCUCAGUGACAUUAGUAUGGCUCUACGGAACCCCCACAUUCAGCGGCAAUCAAGUCAUCAGAGCGAGCGAUUUCCUUCAAAACCUAGUGUGCUCAGAGGGCCUUCCUCUGAUUUACAGUCCUUUAUGGUGCGGGAUUUGAACAGCUCCAUUGAUAUGACACGACUGCCAUCCCCAACAAAGGACAAGGCAUCAAAGGAUGUGUUUUUUGUUACGAGGCCACCCCUUGCACGCUCUUCACCUGCAUACUGCACCAGCAGCUCAGAUAUCACAGAACCAGACCAGAAAAUGUUGAGUGUGAACAAGAGUGUCUCGAUGUUAGACCUUCAAGACAGCCGAAUGAAUAGCAUCUCCAACCUGCAGGCAGUCGGUGAGAUGUUGAACAGUAGUCAGGCAUCAAUUGCUGGAGGACUGAGACCUAAUCGACUUUCACAGGGCAGUGGUUCCAGUAUAGCUGCUGGGCUUCGGCUGUCACAGAUGGGUGUCACAACGGAUGGACUGCCUGCCCAGCAGCUUAGGAUACCCCUUUCAUUUCAGAACCCACUUUUCCAUAUGGCAUCUGAUGGGCCAACUCAGCAUAGAGCACCAGCUGAGUCAAACCCAGAGACCUUUGCACCAUUUCAUGGAUACAGUAAAAGUGAAGAUUUAUCUGCCAGCAAACAGAUCAUUCAUAGCCACAGCUACAGUGAUGACUUUGCUCGACAGAACUCAGAGUUUAGCAAGAGGCAACUGUCUCUACAGGACAAUCUACAGCACAUGCUGUCACCUCCUCAGGUCAAUAUUGGCCCACAGCGCAGGAUUGAUCAGCCCCCACCUUUGCAAAGGGGAAAAUCCCAGCAGCUAACGGUCAGUGCAGCCCAAAAACCACGUCCUUCUAGUGGGAACUUGUUGCAGUCACCAGAGCCCACAUAUGGUCCAGCCCGUCAAAGACAACAGUCUGUUGCAAAAGUGGAUACACCACCUUCAAAGCCAGCCAUCACAAAACAGCAAUCCCACUCACCUGCAACCCUUAAUCCUGUGACACCAGCAUCUGAACGAACAGUAGCUUGGGUUACUAACAUGCCUCAUCUAUCAGCUGAUAUUGAGAGCUCCCACAUUGACAGAGAAGAGUUUAAAUUAAAGGAGUACUCCAAGUCAAUGGAUGAAAGUCGACUGGACAGGGUACGUGAGUAUGAAGAAGAGAUUCAUUCCCUGAAGGAACGUCUUGUAAUGUCCAAUCGUAAACUGGAAGAAUAUGAGAGGCGACUGAUGUCACAGGAGGAGCAGACGAAUAAGAUCCUGUUGCAGUACCAGGCACGACUUGAUGAGAGCGAGAAGCGACUCAGGCAGCAGCAAGAAGAGAAAGACAGUCAAAUCAAGAGUAUUAUUAACAGGUACGGAAAGGGCUAAUAAUGUGUUUAGUGUAAGAGCACAGAAGGGCAGUAUGAGAGCAAUGGCCAGCAGAAAAAUGAGAGAGAAGUAUCCAUGAGAGGGGGAAAGAUAGCCAAGCUGUGUCUAAGUAAGGUGUAUAGGCAGCAUAACAGAAUUAUUACAGAAGGGCAGACUGGAUAUAGCUCUCUGUUACUGCUGAUGCCCUUGAUCUAAUGGUGCUCAGUCUCUAAUAGUAAACACAUUGCUAACCCCUUCCUUUCCUGUUAAUAAUUUUAAUACCUUUCAGAGGACUGUCAGAAUCAGGGUACUGCCUCACUGUGGGUAAGUAAAGAAGUGGUAUGCCACACAAGGCAUCUAGUUUUUCCAUGAAGUUUGGGGUUAGAGUUAGGAUAAGGGUUAGAGUUUUUGUUAACCCUUACGCUAACUCUAACAACUUUCUUCUCACCUGAUAUUCUUUUUGACAUCUGAAGACCACAUUACAUGUCCUGUUUUGA